Messenger RNA from Macrosiphum euphorbiae (potato aphid), 255 nucleotides. NCBI's taxonomy places the organism in Eukaryota, Metazoa, Arthropoda, Insecta, Hemiptera, Aphididae. The record is from the annotation of a GenBank genome assembly.
AUGAAUUUAACGAAUAUAAUCCAUACAAUCAAUUUAAUGAAUAAUACUGAAUACAAUGAAUACAAUGAAAAUAAUGAAAACAAUAAAAACAAUGAAUACAUUGAAAACAAUGAAUAUAUUAAAAUCAACGAAUACAUUGAAAACAAUGAAUACAUUGAAAACAAUAAAAACAUUGAAAACAAUAAAAACAUUGAAAACAAUAAAACAAUUGAAACAAUGAAUACAGUUGAAACAAUGAAUACAUUGAAACAAUGA